AUGUCAUUCCAAAUUUUCAUUUCCAUAGCAUUUGGAGAGAUCCCAGUAAGUUUAGUGACAUAUAUGAUGAAUAAAUUUUCGUUAAAACACUGGAAAAUGACAAUAAAGGUUUGGGCACCUGUUCAGUACUAUAGGGACACAGUUCUUCCAAGCCUUCUAGAAGAAAAGUUUAUAAGGAUUUUACCAUUUGCAAUCCGAUUAUCAUUUGAUGCGCCUCCUAAUGUUCGACGCAUUCCACGUUUGGCAAAUUAUGUAGCUUUAAGAUUUUCAAGCCCUUUAUUGACAAUGGGUCAAACUUUAGUUUCAAGAAUGAAAGACCGCAGUAAAAUCACAUCCACGCUUUCAGGACGGUGUAUCGUUGUCCUCCAAGAUUCUCAAACCACCACCAUCCACAACACAGAUACCCCUCACAAAACGAAAAUGAAACCACAGCAAAUGGAAACCAUCCUCAAUACCCUCCUCGCCCACCAAGAAGCUGAGAAACCGUCACUGACGAACAUGGAGGAGGAAGCUUCAGAACAUCAAAACUACAGAAAGGAACUGAUGGAGCAGAUGGACGCCAAACCGUCAUACGACAACUACCUAAAGAUGCAGCAACUCGUCUUUGACAACAAUUAUGAAAGCGCAAAACUGCUCAAGACCAUGCACCAGAUGCAAAAGAAAUAUGAAGCCCUUAUUGAAAAUCUCAAAAAAGAAGUCAAAAACCUCCUAACGACAAACAUCCCUACUUCUAAUAUGUUUGCGUGCUUAAUGCAUUUUGGUUUACAUAAUCUUUUGUUGUGUUAA
Molecule: messenger RNA, 786 nt
Organism: Lactuca virosa
Lineage: Eukaryota; Viridiplantae; Streptophyta; Magnoliopsida; Asterales; Asteraceae
Source: the annotation of a GenBank genome assembly